UGCAGAUUAAAAAUAAGAAAUCCGCGAAUUGCUCCAAGAAAAUCCUUCAGUUUCGGAAUCAUGACUUCUAAAUUUACGUUUGGCCUCCUCUUCAUUUUGCUAAUUCUAGCCAAGACCCAGGCGGAUGUUUGUCCUCAUCCUAGAUUUAUCCGAGAGCAUUUAUGUACUGGCUGCAGUACAACAGAAGAGGCAUUGGCAUUCAGUGGAAGUAAACCUCUAAAUACGGUAUUAGCUGUUAGUUCAGAUCCAGAUUACAACCAUGAUGGAAUGCAUGCUAGGCAUCAAGAAAGUGUAUGUACUGUGAAUAAUGCUCGAAUAGAUACUGUUUGGCAGUGCAGGGGAGAUCGAGGCUACUGCAAUGCAAUACAUCAGAAUGUGAAAUGUAGUUUUGAGCAUGCUACAAACAACGGACAUUUUUUCUACAACCAGUUAAUCUGCAAUAAUUAGUUGGUCAGCGAAUCAGCAACAGUUCAUAAUUAAUUAUAAAUUGAUAAUAAAUAAAUAAAUUAUCUUUUAAUUCUU
This is a messenger RNA of Eurytemora carolleeae, 522 nucleotides long. RefSeq lists its product as uncharacterized. Lineage: Eukaryota; Metazoa; Arthropoda; Copepoda; Calanoida; Temoridae. The coding region runs from base 61 to 447 and encodes 128 amino acids. The transcript has 5 exons. The record is from RefSeq and is a predicted model, not a curated record.